Messenger RNA from Engraulis encrasicolus (European anchovy), 2082 nucleotides. RefSeq names its product GTPase IMAP family member 8-like. The transcript is spliced from 6 exons. Lineage: Eukaryota; Metazoa; Chordata; Actinopteri; Clupeiformes; Engraulidae. Gene Ontology annotation, molecular function: GTP binding. Bases 1 to 2082 code for a protein of 693 amino acids. The record is from RefSeq and is a predicted model, not a curated record.
AUGGACAGCAAACAGACCAGAGAAAGAACAGACUCAAGCUCGCACACACAGAGGCUGUCAGAGUUGAGGAUUGUGCUGCUGGGAUACAGUGACUGUGGGAAGAGUUUAUCAGGAAACACCAUCCUGGGCAGAGAGGAGUUUGAUACUGUAGGGAGAACAGCUCAGUGUGUGAAGAGACAGGGAGUGGUAGCAGGGAGACAUGUCACCGUGGUAGAGGCUCCAGGAUGGAAUACUGUAUCUAGAGAAUACACAUCCUUCUUGACCAAAGCAGAGAUUGAGCUCAGUGUGUCUAUGUGUCCUCCUGGACCCCACGCUGUACUGAUGGUCAUAGAUGUGGAUAAAGCAUUCACAGAGAUAUACAGAAUAUCAGUGCAGCAACACCUGGAGCUUCUGGGUGAGAGAGUGUGGAGUCACACUGUAGUGCUGUUCACCCAUGGAGACCUGCUGAGAGACACACCCAUUGAGCAGCACAUUGAGAGUGAAGGAGAGAGUCUGCAGUGGCUGGUAGAGAAAUGUGGGAACAGAUAUCAUGUCCUCAACAAUGACAAAAGAGAUGAUCACAUGCAGGUCACACAGCUGAUGGAGAAGAUAGAAAAGAUGGUGGCAGCAAACAGAGGACAGUGUUAUGAGAUGGAUAGACAGAGAAUAGAGGAGUUGGAGGAGAAAUGGAGGAGAGAUGAAGAGAGUGGAAAAGACAGGAUGAUGAAGGUGAAGAGAGAGAAAGACUCACUCAGAUCACUGAUGGGUGAUUCUCUUCAUCUCGCUGAGUUGAGGAUUGUGCUGCUGGGAUACAGACAUACCGGGAAGAGUUCAUCAGGAAACACCAUCCUGGGUAGAGACGGUUUUGAUCCUGGAGGGACAAAAGCUCAGUGUGUGAAGAGACAGGGGGAAGUAGCAGGAAGACACGUCACUCUGGUGGAGGCUCCAGGAUGGAGCACAUUCAGUACAGAAAAAUCAUCCAACAUGACCAAAGAGGAGAUUGAGCUCAGUGUGUCUCUGUGUCCUCCUGGACCCCAUGCUUUAUUGCUGAUCAUACCUGCUGACUUUGCAUUCCCAAACAAACUUAAACAAACAAUGCAGCAACACCUAGAACUUCUGGGUGAGAGAGUGUGGAGUCACACUAUAGUGCUGUUCACCUAUGGAGACUGGCUUGGAGACAUACCCAUUGAGCAACACAUUGAGAGUGAAGGAGAGAGUCUGCUGUGGCUGGUAGAGAAAUGUGGGAACAGGUAUCAUGUUUUUGACAAUGAGAAGAGAGAUGACCACUUGCAGGUCACACAGCUGAUGGAGAAGAUAGAAGAGAUGGUGGCAGCAAAUAGAGGACAGUGUUAUGCGGUGGAGAGGAGGAGAGUAAAAAAGUUGGAGGAGAAGAGGAGGAAAGAUGAAAAGAGAGUGAAAGACAGGAUGACGAAGGUGAAGAGAAAGAGAGAAUCACUCAGAUCACAGAUUGGUAUUUCUCUCCAUCUGUCAGAAUUAAGGAUUGUGCUGCUGGGAAUCAGAGAUGCCGGGAUGAGUUCAUCAGGAAACACCAUAUUGUGCAGAGAGGGGGUUUGUACUUUAGAGAGAACGGCUCACUGUGUGAAGAGAGAAGGAAAAGUAGCAGGGAGACGCAUUUAUGUGGUGGAGGCUCCAGGAUGGUUGUGGAAUAACACUCUGGAGCAAACCCCCAAAAUGACUAAAGAGGAGAUUGAACUCAGUGUGUCUCUAUGUUCUCCUGGACCCCACACUCUGCUGCUGGUUAUAAGUAUAAAUAGUUCAUUCAAAGAGGAACAUAGGAGGUCAGUGCAGGAACACCUGGAGCUUCUGGGUAAGAGAGUUUGGAGUCAUACUAUAUUGCUGUUCACCUGUGGAGACUGGCUUGGAGACACACCCAUUGAGCAGCACAUUGAGAGUGAAGGAGAGAGUCUGCAGUGGCUGGUAGAGAAAUGUGGGAACAGAUACCAUGUCCUCAACAACGAGAGGAGAGAUCACCACAUGCAGGUCAAACAGCUGAUGGAGAAGAUAGAAGAGAUGGUGGCAGCAAACAGAGGAUGCUCUUGCCUGAGACUGGCAUCAAAAAAUUUCCUCCAAGCCACCAUAUAA